AUGGAAAAACUUUUACAAUGGUCCCUUGCUCAGCAGGGAAAUAAUAAAGAGGCCAAAGAAAGGGUCGGAAGGCCAGAUCCAAAGGCAUUGGCACAACUUUUAGGAAUGGUACAAGGUAAAGAUGAUCCCACAUUGAUGAAGGAGAAUGGUGCAGUUCUUAAGAAUGAAAAAUCUACAUCAAAUGAAAAGUUAAUGGCACUCAAAAGUAUGGAAGCGCUAAUAGAAAAUUUAGAUAACGCCAACAACCUUAAGAAUAUGAAACUUUGGCCAUCUAUUUUGGAACAACUCAACAAUGAAGACAAAGAAAUACAGGCUUUGGCCUGCUCAUGUAUUGGAUCGGCAGUUCAGAAUAAUCCUAGAUCCCGAAAUGAUUUUUUGGAAGAGUCGGGGAGAAGCGGCGCUUUUAAGAAGAUUCUUAAAUUAGCCGGUGAUUCAACAGACGAGUAUUCGCGUUCCAAAGCAUUAUAUGCAUUGUCCAACAUAACAAGGCACAGUGAACGGGCUUAUGAACAGUUCGAAGACUUGAAUGGUUGGCAGUUAAUACCUCAUCUAUUAGCAGACGAAAAAGCAAGUGAUAAGCUAAAAUUCCGUGCAUUGUCUUUGUUGUCAUCUCUUAUAUCGGAGGAGGUCGAAACAGCGAACUUCAAUACUAAAGAGGGCCAGGAGAAAAUCAACAGAUUGAAGGACGAUAAGAUCGUUGAUUCUAUAUUGAAUAUAUUGGACAAGGAUAGAGGAAUCAAUUGCCUUGAUAAGGCUAUUUUUAUUUUGUCAACUCUCAUAAAUCAUGGCUUCGAGUUUACUGACAUUCAGAAGAAUGGGCUUUCUUCAAAAAUCGAAGGACUUGACUCUAUGAAAGAUCGUUUAAACGAAGAUGAUUUCAAAAAUUUAAGGACAGUAGUUGGGAAAUAA
Molecule: messenger RNA, 909 nt
Organism: Brettanomyces bruxellensis
Lineage: Eukaryota; Fungi; Ascomycota; Pichiomycetes; Pichiales; Pichiaceae
Exons: 1
Coding region: 1-909 (302 amino acids)
Source: RefSeq, a predicted model, not a curated record